Molecule: messenger RNA, 306 nt
Organism: Diaporthe batatas
Lineage: Eukaryota; Fungi; Ascomycota; Sordariomycetes; Diaporthales; Diaporthaceae
Exons: 1
Coding region: 1-306 (101 amino acids)
Source: RefSeq, a predicted model, not a curated record
AUGACACUGAGAAACAGGGCCGCCGCAAGCUUUCGAGCUUGCGGUGGCUGCCUCUGGGAAACUAGGGCGCUCGCGGCACUUGCCAGCGACAGACAGCACAGGUCAACCAAGUGGGCGACGUUUCAGGGGCUUGUCCUUGUCGACCCAGGCCCGAAGCGAUCUGGAUCGUCGCCCACGACUGUGCUUGUGACCUCACCAGCCCAGGCCCUGAUCCCCACCGACCGUCGGUGCCGAGCCCGACCAUGGCUCGGAAGAGAUGGGAGCCAGAUUGAUAGUGCACUCUUGGCCCUGUCGUCGCUCAGAUGA